AUGGGUUUCUACAUAAAGGUUGAGGAGCUGCGUCCUAAAAAGGCAAGGAGGAGACUCAACAGCCAGGUGCUCAGGAUCUUCCGCAGUUCAGCAUGGAGUCGUGCCUGGCGCAGUCUUGCAGCCUUUUUGCUUGGUCUGCUGCUUGUCUUCAUUUAUGGUGUAACAGCAAUAUACAUACAGAAGCAUGCACUCUGGUACUGCAUCAUCACCACGGUAACCAUGGCCGCCUUCACAGCCUUCGGAAUGGGUUUCUCCGUUAGUGUGCGUGCCAACAUUACACUCAUGCUUCCCAUGCUGUGCUCAAGGGAGGGCAAAAAAAUCCUGCUCUUCCUCAUCAUCACCCUUGUGGUUCAAGGCCCCUUGAACAACACUCUGGAAAACUUUGACCGAGCAGCAGCCAGUAUAGUAUGCGGAGCCGAGUUAGCCAUGAACCAAACCCAGGAACUCAUGCAGCGAGCUGCCACUCCUCUGCUGCCUGUGCUGGAGAAGGUAAGGGAGGUCAGCAGGAACGCCUACUCACUGGCAGGCAGAGUGCAGAACUUCAUCAGAGCUCUUACUGAGUCUGUACGCCAUGUCUCUCGUUCUCUGAGGAACGUGCUACACUUCUUGGUGAGCAUCGGCGAUGUCUGUAAUGAGAAGAUGGGAACACCGUAUAAGAAAUGUAACACAGUGUUUGACGAGGGCCGUGCUGACUGUAUGGAGCUGCUCUCAGUGUUCUCUUUCCUCUGCCACAUCUUGGAUGGCUUCAGACCUCUCUGUGGCCUCACGCGCGUUGGCGAGUUCUUAUGUCUCUUACCCUCAUAUAUUGGAAACCAUCUAAAGAGAAAACUGGCUUACCCAAUUAUUGCAGCAUUCAAUCAAAUGAAGAAAGAGUUUGAGUUCAACAUGUCGGCCUCUGUGCACUUUGAGAUGGAUCUGAACAGCAGUCAGUCUGUGCAGCAUAUGGUUCAGAAGAUCAUGGAGGAAGUGUCAAGGGACCGAGAGCAUGUCCUGGACCUCAUGGGUCUACUGACCUACGUGGGCCUGUUUCUGCUGCUGUUCAUGUACCUGCAGGCAGUCCUGUACAAAAACCAUUACCUUCAUGUAGACGAUUUUGACAACUUCUACAUAACAGAGCAAUUUGUAGAGAUGGACCACAAGUUCUCUAGACAAGGAAAACCAGCAGUUCUGCCCCUCAGUGAGAAAGAGGCUCUGACCUACAUCACACCCUAUAGUUUGCGGUUGACGGCUCGAGAGAAGCAGAGAAUCGUGACCAACCUGGUGUCUAUGCUUAAGCACGUGGUAAUGGGCUGUGUGGUGAUCGUCUUAGACCUCAUGGUGUUCUGGGUGUUUGAUGUUCUGCAUUACCAUGCUCAAGAAGAGAUUGUGGCUAGCGCUCCUUUGGUUGUGGACUUACAAGUGAGUGGCUCAGGAUAUGCUUCUGACAUCUUUAAGGAUAUUCUGGCCUCCUUUGACAUUCUGCAGAAAGGGAAUAUUACAAUACUGAACAAGAAGUGCCUUAUGGAACCUCUGGAGCCAGAAUACAUGGUCUACCUAUUCAUAGGCUUUCUUUAUGGUCUUGCCUUUUUCGUGGUGCUUGCUGGAAGUUAUGCGAAACGACUGCAGAGGUUUGUGUGCGCACGUUACCACCCUCAGCGGGAAAAAGUGAGGAUUCUGCAACUCCGCAGUCGUAUCCUCUCUCAGCGUGGCUCGCUGGGGAAAGCUUUGCUGCGGGUGGUGGCCAGGGAACAGGAGAACCAGGGAAAUGGCAGUGUACUGCAAACUUUGGCACUGCGUGUGCCAGGUGGAGUCACCAUAGCCAGAUUCCUGGGAUUGUAUGAUAAGUCAUGCCUGGCCUGUGGGAAAGCUGUGAAGGUCAAAAACCGCUCUAAUGUGUACACCUGCUCUACUCAGAACUGCACAGGGUGUUUCUGCAUGCACUGCUUCAGGGUAAUGGGGAACAUCUGUGCUGUCUGUAUGGGGCCCCUGACAUUCCAAGAAGACUCCCAGUAUGAGCUUGACUCCAGUGACGAGGAGCAAGAGAAUUUGUCAGAUGUGGCUAUGACAUCACACAUCAAUCAGAAUGCUGACAGGAUAAGACUGAUGAGGAGACGUGUGUCCAUGGCAAGUGAGAAGCCUGUAACUAAUGAGGACUGGAGUGAUUCACACAGCAGCAACUCUGAGCUCAGAGCUGAUGAAGACCAGUGCCAUACCUCAUACGUAUGAAUGUUUGAAAGCAUAGUUUGAGACCUGUGCAAGACAGAGGCCACUCUAAUCACAUUCCAGUACAAGUCCACCAUCAUCUAGAAGAACAGCAUUGUUGCUUUAACCCAAUAAAUCAUAUAAAAGUAUGUUAAUCACUAUAGGGUUUGUGCUUUCAUUAUAAAAUUUGAAAAU
Molecule: messenger RNA, 2376 nt
Organism: Neoarius graeffei (lesser salmon catfish)
Lineage: Eukaryota; Metazoa; Chordata; Actinopteri; Siluriformes; Ariidae
Gene: dcst2
Product: DC-STAMP domain containing 2
Exons: 16
Coding region: 1-2205 (734 amino acids)
Cellular component (GO): membrane
Source: RefSeq, a predicted model, not a curated record